UCCAAGUUCCGGGACCAGUUCCUGCUUCGCUCGGCCUCUUACAAACAGCCCCCGGUUCUCCCUGAACUCACCCCGAAUCAGUCCCCGUCCACGUCGGAAGGAGCCUGGUAUUCCAAACAAACCUCUUGCACUCACUGAAUGGCAACGUUGGGGGAGGGCCUCACGCAUGCGCUACUCUGCUCAGGAACAGUCAGCUUCGGGGAGAAAAGGUUUAGUCCCAGAUACAGUUGCUGGAGGCGGAAUUGGAUGGCCAAAGACAUUUCCCUGCUCUGUCUGUCACUCAGUUUCCUCUCUGGACCCGUCUCUUACUCUCUGCCAGGUCGUACCGGGCUUUAUAAAAAAAGGAAGCGGAGACAGCUCUGCUCUCAUUCGGCAGCGGUUGGAGUGAAGAAGCGUGAUGUCUGGAGGAGGCAAAGGCCUGGGAAAAGGCAGAGCGAAGCGGCACCGCAAAGUGCUCCGUGAUAACAUCCAGGGCAUCACGAAACCAGCCAUACGGCGCCUGGCUCGCCGUGGCGGGGUCAAGCGCAUCUCGGGCUUGAUUUACGAGGAGACCCGCGGGGUGCUGAAGGUUUUCCUGGAGAAUGUGAUCAGGGAUGCGGUCACCUACACUGAGCACGCCAAGCGCAAAACGGUCACCGCCAUGGAUGUGGUGUACGCUCUGAAACGCCAGGGCCGCACUCUCUAUGGAUUCGGCGGCUGAGGGUAAAGCGACUCUUUUUCAGCGAAUCCAAAGGCUCUUUUCAGAGCCACCCAAACCCUCGGAUAGAGAGCGGAGACCUGAGGACGGGGAGGGGAUAGCGUACUGUUGACGGUGAUUUAACAUAUAGCGAUUAUAAAAUUAUUUCAAUCCUGAAAAUGUGCUAAUACCGUGUUCUGCAAGUGGGUGGACUCUGUAUCGCAUCGUGACUUGUAGUUGUAAGAUAUAGCAGCAGCAUCACGCCACUUUACCCAUCCAGUUUGUUCUACAAUGGCUGAUAGUUCUCAAACUUGUUCUUGCGCCUGCUCCCCGUAACCUUCGUUCCUCUUUUCUCGUGAAUACCUGUCUAUCUCAGUAAUAAUAUCAAUGUGUACUUGGUGUCCAUGCCAUGAAUUUGCUUUUAUUUAUUUUGGAAUCCAGACAUUAAUGUUGCGUAUUGUAAUAUUUAUAUUUCCGAAGCAUAGUAUUUGGCUCAGUUUUGUUUCUGGGAGCCUAUGGAUGUCGUAAUGGCGCGUUCUUUCCAUCUGCCCGUUCAGGCAGCGAUUACAAAUUGUCUUCGGGCAAAUAAUGCUCUGGAUGUGGUAGGAAUAUACUGAUAAAAUGUGGUUUUGUAAUUUUAUCGGUGUACACCAUGUUACCUUUGAAGAUGUUUCAAUCGGCGGGCACAAGUUCGCUUGCUCAUCCUGAGAGAGUAGGAAGCAAUAGGGGACAUUAGUAUUUCUGUCGGAAGUUACUUAAAAACAAAACGGCCGGCAGCGGUAGUGAAUUUUGCAACUAAUGAGAUAUUCAUUCAGGGAUUGCGGAAUCUAUGAAAAAAUAUAGUAAUAAGUGUGAUUUUAACAUCAAAUUUUGGUAUUGGGUUAGAUAUUUGUGGAAAAAAACCCAUCUCAUUGACUGCCUUUGCGUUAACAUGGCUAGUGGGGAGGUGGAGGCAGGAGAGAAAGGGAAAAAAUGGCGCCGGCUUACUUUCAAAUUUGAAAAUGCCCGCCAUCACGUAUAAAAGAGCAGCAAGUUUUACAGUACGUACACGUUGAUUUCAUAACCGAAAAAAGCAAUUAAAGAUCAGACAAUCUCACUUUACCCCAUUCCCGCCUUUACAGCUGAAAAAAAUGUCUCAAUGGUGAUCAAUCUGCUGUCUCUCCAGAGACAGGGGACAGAAUAUUGGAUAUGAACCGAGUCGAGAAUAAAACGCAGAGGGUCAGGGACCGUUCCUUACUGCAUUGGGUCAAACCAGUUCUUCCUACUGCACUUAAAGGAAAUGUGAAUCUAAUUUGAGGUCAAACCCGAUCGCGGACGUUCGUGCCGCCAUUCUAAACUCCUAGUAAAGACAGAGAUCACUCAGGCAGUGACCGUUCAAUACGAAAUCUUGUAGGUCAGGACACUCUUGCAAUCGCAUUUUAUGACAAAUCAUAGCAAAUAACAGCAUCCAAUUAAACGGAGCGCGAAAUUUAUUUAUGACUGG
Chiloscyllium plagiosum (whitespotted bambooshark) is the source of this 2159-nucleotide messenger RNA. The record is from RefSeq and is a predicted model, not a curated record. Lineage: Eukaryota; Metazoa; Chordata; Chondrichthyes; Orectolobiformes; Hemiscylliidae.